Phaeoacremonium minimum UCRPA7 is the source of this 1185-nucleotide messenger RNA. RefSeq names its product putative -dna-bind-domain-containing protein. The transcript has a single exon. The record is from RefSeq and is a predicted model, not a curated record. Bases 1 to 1185 code for a protein of 394 amino acids. Lineage: Eukaryota; Fungi; Ascomycota; Sordariomycetes; Togniniales; Togniniaceae.
AUGUCCGCCACGGCUCCGGCCACGGUUGCGACCACGGCCAGCUCCCCCAAAGAGCGCCAUUCCCUCACCCUCGACCAGCGUCGUGCCCUCCGUAGAUGGGCCAAUGCGCAGACCGUCCGCCCUUCUCACAAGGCGUGCAUCGAGUGGUUCCUGGGCCAGUAUCACCAGACAAUCAGCCAGUCCACCGUGUCGCAUUCGCUGUCGCCCAAAUACGCCCGCCUCGACGGCGAUCCUCAGCUGUCUGGCUCGCGCCUCAGAUUCGGCAAUUGGCCCGAUGUCGAGAAGCUGGUGCUGCUAUGGCACCAGUCCAUGGUGAACAGCGGCCGCCAGCCGUCCAACGAGGAGCUGGCUGAGAAGGCAAAGUCGAUCUUCUCCGAACUGCCCAGAUACAAGGACGAGCAGCCGCCCGAGUUCUCUCCCGGCUGGAUCCAUCGCUUCAAGAAGCGCUACGGCUUGCUCAUCCGUCGCCAGCGCCGCCAUGGCAGCACCGCGACGCAGGGAGACGACAUCCCCUACCUCGUCGACACCGUCCCGCGCUUCAUGAACAUCAGCGCAGACACCUCCCCGGCUGCCAUCCGGGACUCUGUCCAUCGCAUCGUCGGCGUCGAGCCCAGCCUCACCACCUGCGCGCGCGUGCGCGACGAGAUCGUGCAUCGCAUGGUCGGCACCCCUCACCCGACCCACCACCACCAGCAGCACGAGCCGCCGCCCAUCAACGGAGACCCGCUACCGCCGCCGCCCCCUGCCCCCGUCGAAGGCGAGGUGUACGGCGACGACGAUCCAGAGGUCGUGCUGCAAAACGCCCUCCGCGCCAUGCAGCAGGAGGAGGCCGAAGCCGAGGCCAACGCCGCCGAGGCACGAGCCGAGCGAGAGCGCGCCGACCGCGGACUGCCGCCUCUCAUGGGCCUCGCCGGCCAGGCAUACGCACAGCACGCGGCGGCCGGUGCACUGGCGUCCACGCCCACGCCCGUGCGCGCGAGCGUAGGGCCGCCGCCGCCGCCCAGCGCCCCUCCCAGCGGACGGUACUCGCAGGCGGACGACCUCACCCUGACGCCCAUCCCGGCCAACGGGCCCCUGUCCUCCCACGAGCGGCCGAUGCGGUGUCCCUUCUGCGUCAACCAGCGCAUGCUGCGCACCAUCAAGGAGGCGGUCGAGCACAUGUCUUCGCAUGUGGUCGUUGACUAG